AUGGAUACCAAUUUAGAUGAUUCUCUGAAUUUAGACAGCACAAUGCAAGUGGAUUUUGAACAACCUGAGGAGACAGUAUGCCACCAAGAUGAUAUUAUCCUUGAUCAAGAGGAUAUUCCCAUGGAGUUUGUGUAUGAAGAGAAGCAAAUGCUUAUGGAUACAACUGGAGAAGAAAUUAUAAUUUCUGACUUCAUAGGAGGCCAAUUUAAUUUACAAGACUUACAGAAUCAUCAAAGUGAAUUAACUACUUUAAAUCAAGUUCAGGACAAUUAUAAUUUAACAACACAGUCGGAUACUAUGUUGGAUUUGCAAUUGAAUCAACCAAUUAUUACCACACUGCCAGAACAACUACAGAAGAAUAUUGUUAUAACAACUGUGCAGUCAUCACCACGCAAGAAAGCUGAAUCUCUACCAAAGCCAGUUGCAAUUGCGCCCAAACCUUCAAUGGCCAAACUUGUUAAUAUAGUACCAAAGCCCAUGACAUUAGUCUCGAACAAGAAUAUCAAUAAAACUCAAACAAUAGGAUCUCUUCCAGGUUCUACUAAAGGAACUUUUUUAGCUCAAAUUGGCAAGCAGAUUCUAAUGAUGCCAUCAAAUACUCAAAAGGUUAAACUAAUCAGCGGAAGUCAAGCAAAUUCCAGUCAGGUUCAAUUUCUUCCAAAAACUGUCUCUUCCCACGGCAAGCCUAUGAAAAUUAUUACACUACCAGCUAGUCAAGCAAAAAUGGACUCUAAGCAGACGGUAAUAACAAAGGUAUUGCCUAAUGCAAAUUUUCAACCGCAAACACGUUAUGUUACCAUCAAACCCAACAGUAGUGUACCCGCCUCUGUCAGGAAUAAGGUAAUAUUAGUAUCACCUAACGAACAAAGUGUUAAAUUAAAAAAGAAGCAAGAAAUAAUAUCGCUUCAACCGAUGGCCAAACUGCUUCCAAAAGUAACAUCAGCGGACAGCAAAGUGCCGACCAGCGCAUUGUCGUCUUCACAGAAUAUGAUUUUGAAGUCUACAGCGCCGCCUGCGCAGGUUAGCACGACAGCUGAUUCGUCAAGGACACAAAUUCAUCAAAUAAAUGUUCCGGGAAAAGGGAUUCAAUUUAUUCGACUUGUCACAAAUUCUGGGGCAACUAAGUCAGUCGUGAAACAGCCGCAAAAGAUAAUAACAAUACCAAAGUCAAGUGUAGUCACGGAUAAUAGUAGUAGAGCCGCAGAACUGAAACCGCCAAAACUAGUGAAGAUUGCGCCAUUAAAACACGUACGUUCAUCUCAGAGUUUAUUGGCACCCUUAACUGAACCAGAGAAGGUGCAAUUGGAUGACAAUCUAAUGGAAUCAUUUAUUAAAACCGAGUCGAAGGAAGAAAUAGAAACUCUAAUAGAACAAACCAUGACUGAUGAAGUUAGUGUGGAUUUUAAAUAUUCGAAAAUAGAAGAGGAAAAUAGCAGAGACAGUUCACGAAUGGAACAGGAAUCUCAGGAACACCCCUUAAUAGUGAUACCAUCAAGUUUUGACCAUAAUGUAGAGGUGAAAAGCGAUUUUGAAAAAUCCAUUGACUCGGAAAAUAUAACAGCUGCUCUUAAAGAGGAGAAUGAUUCAGCGAGCACCUAUGAAGAUGCCAACUUUUCUUUCAAUGAACAAGCAAUAGAAACAACGGAUCUAGGGCUGCGACCGCGCAAGGCGUGUAACUGUACUAAAUCGCAAUGUUUAAAAUUGUAUUGUGACUGCUUCGCAAAUGGGGAAUUUUGUAACCAAUGCAAUUGUAAUAACUGCUACAAUAAUUUGGAAAAUGAAGAAUUACGACAAAAGGCUAUCCGGGGUUGCCUCGAUAGAAAUCCACAUGCAUUCAAACCAAAAAUAGGAAAAUCAAAAGUUGGUGGACCAGAGAUCGUGAGACGGCAUACCAAGGGAUGUAAUUGUAAGAGAAGCGGUUGUCUCAAGAACUAUUGUGAAUGUUACGAGGCGCGCAUAGCUUGCACAGCGAUGUGCAAAUGUGUGGGGUGUCGUAACGUGACUGAUUGUAUGGAGCAAGGUCGGUUUGAGCGAGCCGCGAGACCCAAUCACACGUCGCAGUCUGCACAUUUGAAGCAACCCUGCGCGUUCAUGACAAGCGAGGUGAUAGAAGCGGUGUGCCAAUGCCUGGUGGCGGCGGCGGAAGGCGGUGAGCGGGAGCUAGCGAAAGAGGAAGCGGAGGCGGAUCCGCUGCGUGAAGUAAUCGACGAGUUUGCCCGAUGUCUGCAAGAUAUCAUCGCUGCUGCGCAUUCCUCGCCCAUGGCCCAUGAUGAGGUAUAUUGA
Messenger RNA from Pieris macdunnoughi, 2283 nucleotides. The record is from the annotation of a GenBank genome assembly. Lineage: Eukaryota; Metazoa; Arthropoda; Insecta; Lepidoptera; Pieridae.